Messenger RNA from Frieseomelitta varia, 7094 nucleotides. It is a transcript of the gene ss, whose product is annotated as aryl hydrocarbon receptor protein 1. Bases 123 to 2897 code for a protein of 924 amino acids. The record is from RefSeq and is a predicted model, not a curated record. Lineage: Eukaryota; Metazoa; Arthropoda; Insecta; Hymenoptera; Apidae. The transcript is spliced from 11 exons. Gene Ontology annotation, cellular component: nucleus; aryl hydrocarbon receptor complex. Gene Ontology annotation, molecular function: nuclear receptor activity; protein dimerization activity; transcription cis-regulatory region binding. Gene Ontology annotation, biological process: regulation of transcription by RNA polymerase II.
UUUGUGGACCAGCGAGCGCGUCCCUCGCGGCGACGGAUUACGUGACGGCGGCAUGCUAUCCCCCGGGACCUCAGCUCACCCUGACCGCCUCUCACCCUCAGCCCCACGUCGUUGAUCCCGCGAUGACGCCCACCUCGGCGCCGGUACCGACUCCGACCACGGCGUCGGGACCCAACAACCCGGUCGCCAUGAGCCAGCUGGGAACCGUUUAUGCCACCAAGAGACGACGUCGGAAUGGAAAAAGUUUGAAACCACCGCAAAAGGACGGGGUGACCAAGUCGAAUCCGAGCAAGCGGCAUCGCGAGCGAUUGAACGCCGAAUUGGACACGCUGGCGUCGUUACUCCCAUUCGAGCAGAACAUUCUCAGCAAGCUGGACCGGCUCAGCAUCCUCCGACUCAGCGUCAGCUAUCUUCGAACGAAGAGCUACUUUCAAGUGGUGAUGCACAAAGACAAGGAAGAAAAUUCGCACCACGAUUCGCACUACCGAGCGAGAGAGUUGGCCGCGUUUGCUGCGUACGACCAUCAUCAUCUCGAUGGCGAAAUGUUCCUCCAGGCGCUGAACGGGUUCCUGCUCAUACUGACCUGCGACGGGGAAGUGUUCUUCGCCACUCACAGCAUAGAAAGUUACCUUGGCUUCCAUCAGUCCGACAUCGUCCACCAAAGCGUGUACGAGCUAGUCCACAGCGAAGAUCGAGAGGAACUCCAAAGGCAGCUCAUGUGGAAUUCUUUUCUGCCGGCCGAAAAUGCGAGUCUCCCCUUGCACGACGCUCUCUCACCCCAGCACAGUCACCUUCUGGAGCGCAGCUUCACCGUCCGCUUCCGGUGUCUUCUGGACAACACUUCCGGCUUUCUGCGUUUGGACAUCAGGGGACGAGUGAAGAUACUGCACGGUCAAAACCGAAAGACGGAGGAGCCACCGUUGGCUCUGUUUGCCCUGUGCACGCCGUUCGGACCACCGUCGUUGCUCGAGGUGCCGCAAAAGGAUGUGAUGUUCAAGAGCAAGCACAAGCUGGAUCUCGCGCUCGUGUCGAUGGACCAACGGGGGAAAAUGUUGCUGGGAUAUUCGGACGCGGAACUUGCGAACCUCGGCGGCUAUGAUCUAGUCCAUUACGAUGAUUUGGCGUACGUCGCGAGCGCUCAUCAAGAACUAUUGAAAACCGGAGCCUCGGGAAUGAUAGCGUACAGAUUCCAAAAGAAAGACGGUGGAUGGCAGUGGCUGCAAACUAGCUCCAGGCUAGUCUACAAAAACUCGAAGCCCGACUUUGUCAUCAGCACGCAUCGACCUCUCAUGCAAGAAGAAGGCAGGGACCUUCUCGGUAAACGAACAAUGGACUUCAAAGUGAGCUACCUUGACGCCGGUCUGACCAACAGCUACUUUUCGGACAGCGAUAGUCUCACAGGUUCCGUGAUGACGCCGACACUCCCCAGCCAACCGACGUCGCAGAGAGUGAACAGGCGGUACAAGACCCAGCUGAGAGAUUUCCUGUCGACCUGUCGGAACAAACGUACCAAGCUGACCGCACAAUCGUCCGUUUCCCCGCCGGCCACACCUACUGUCGCAUCCGUGGACUACCUCGCAGCCGAUACCAGCGCUGCAGCUGCAGUUGCAGCGGCGUACAGCAACCUGAACACGAUGUACCCGACUGCUUACGCACCCACAGCGGUCGCAGCCAGCACGGAUCCUUCGUUGACCACGUACAUCGGUCACACGGGCAACUACCAUCAGACUUUAUAUCCGGCAACUGCAUUGGACAAUAGAUAUCUCACCGCAGCAACGGAGAACCUGUUCCAAUACAGACCUUUAGGUUCCUACUACCCCGAGUACCACACGAGCACGGCGUACAACGGUUUCAUCGAUGUCUCGCUGCCCACCUACGAAACGCACCAACUGACGAGCAAAGCCGAAGAGAAGCUCUACUGUCAGCAGCUGGGCGAGUCUCCCAAGUACAGCUAUGUGGAAACAAGACACCCUAGCAGUGUCAGUGGCUCACCGUACGCAGCCAGUCCUGUCGCAAGCGCGUCGACGAUGCACACCGCAACAACGGACAUCAACAUCGUACGUGCCGGCAGCAGGCACUCCCUGGAAGGUGGAGCUUCCUCCAGCAAUUCUGCUGGAAGUUCCCCGGUGACCGGACCAACGAACGGCGUGCUCACUCCGAAGAUAGAGGACGUGAAGCCGGAAGUCUACGGCAACGAAGCGCCGCGACAGACCGUCCUCAUGUGGGGAGCACCUCCUGCUCGUACUCCGCCAAGAAACAACGGCAGCUACAGUCCGCCCACGCCACAUUCCACUCAUUCCUCUACGCACUCCACUAACGCCACGGCUGGUGACCCGCUGAAGUCGCUGGCAGAGAUGAAUUCAAUGAACGGCGAGUGCAAAUGGCGGCAGACGUCGCCCAGCGAGCAACAGACCACCGCGCCUAGUUCACCGAGGACCAAGGCGCAGCCACAGCAACAACAUCAACAUCAUCAGCAGCAGCAGCCACAGCAGCAGCAACAGCAGCAGCAACAGCAUCAACAUCAGCAGUACCCGGUGACCACGUCUCAGUAUCAAGCAGCGGCGGCAGCGGCGGCUGCAGCCGCGGCCGCAGCAGCCAGCACUAUCGGAUACGCGCACUCGCAUCCAGGCCAUGGCCACGGGGAAGCGGGCUCCGAGCACACCGCCGUCAGCUGUGGGAACGGGGACAGGAAUCGGCAUGGGCAUCGGCCCGGACAGCAGCAGCACCAGCAACAGCAACGCCUUGUACCAUCCACCGCACCACCACUCUCAGCAUCAGCACGCGGUGGGAUCAUCAGCGGCGGGAAUGGGUCCAACUGUCCCUCAGAUUCCAAACCGGACGCCGGGAGUCCUUUGUUGUCCAUCUCUGAGGUGACUAACACCCUGCUCAACCAAUAGUCUCUUCGCCACCUCAGCGUCGCUCGGUUUCAGUGAUAAAGGUAUCAGGAGAUAGUUUCACCGAGACGAUUCGCAAAACGUGUGACUGUAUCAUACAGAAUAACACCGGUUGAAGCUGUUAAGAGUGUUCCCGCUACAUAACGCUACACACUUGCAGUUAAUGUCAGACGUUGCUACGACGUACGUACGAAAUGUACGUGUAUGUUGCGGUUGAUUACGUUCGUUCGACCGUAUUGUUAAGUUUUCACGAGAAUCCUUCGUGCAGUCUCCCGCUCGUCGAAUUGUGAAACCGUGUGAAAGGUAAUGAUUACGGAGAUCCUCGUUUAGCUAGAUUCGGCUGGAAACCGACUCGCGUGACAAGUGUCCACAAAAUUUCUGCCAGCUGAAAGAUUGUAAUUCAAAGAUACGUUUGUGAUUAACAUAUCAAUAAUAUUUGGGUUCGUAAUCAGCUGUUACAUUCGGAGUGUGGCUAGCGUGUCCCUUCAAUUCCAAUUGUAUACAUUUUUGUAAGUUUUCCUUCUAUUUUCUUGUAAUUAUUAAAAAUAAUUACGAUACACACAGAGGAGCCCUUCCACGAAACUUCUUUUCAAGCAAAUGCUCGAAUCGCUCUCGCUAGAGGGACGCGGUAACCACACUUCCAUCCUCCAUCCAUCGAGCGAGAAGAAAGGAGCAAUAUAGAUUCCGUCGAGGAGCACAAAAUGAAUCGCCUCGAUCGAGCUACGAGAAACGCAACACAUGUAUGAAAUUUAGUUUUUAAUUAGGCCUGCGUAUAUCGUGUGAUCGUGCUGUAUGUACUAUCGUUGCUUUAUUCUUUCUUUCUUUGUUAAUACCUUGCGACAGAAGGGUACCAGAUUUAAUCGGGUAUCGGAUCGCGGAACAUUCUCGUAAGGAGUUAAUCGUAUCAUUGCGUUUUCGUGCGUGUAAUCAUUUUUUAAAUGGAAUACACAUGAUUCUGUGAUAUGUGUUAGGUAACUUAAGGUGCGGUAUUCUUCUAAAAGAUAUUUAAGAUUCAUGUACGCGGAACUGAAAAUGGGGGAAAAAUUGUGGGAAAUUAGAGAAACGUUCAAUGUUCGCCGCACUUUGACGAGGAGUCGAAUUAUGUCAUCGCGAAAUGUUCCAUUUCACAUACUGAAAAUCCUAAUUAUCAUGGACCAAAGUAUAUAACGUAUUAAUGCAUGGCAAAUUCCUUUUGCACCUAUCUAUCGUCACCAAACUUGUGGAUGUUUAUGUAGAAAUCCAUUUCAAAAAUCUACGCAAAACAUGUGUAAAACAUUCAGAGGUGGAAUCGCUUGUUGCGAUAUUUAAUUGACAGACGAAAUAAAUUUCUAUUUAGAUCCUAUUUUUUAAAGUUACGUUCGCUAAAAUAUAAAUUUGCAUGAGCAUCCGCGGUUUAAUUAUCACUCUAUCUUGCGCUACUGUUUCAUUUGAGAGAAAGAGAGAAGAAAACUCUGAAUAAUUCGAUUCCCAGAUCACACUGUUUGCGUUUUCCUAUCAAAGAAUGUCAGAGAUGAUACAGUUGCGUAUUCCGUUGAACGGGCCAAGACGAGAACAAAAAGAAAAAAAAAAAAAAGGAAAAAAGAGAAAUGGGAGAAACUCUCGAUUCGGUUGAACCUCAGUCUUGCCAAUGUUUUUUGUUAAUAAGUUUGUAGUUUUUGUACUUAAUUAAUUUAUACGGCUAUUUAUGUACACGCGCGUAAAUCGACGGUCUAGCGAAGCUAGGCGAGCCUUCCAUAAUUUUAGACGUGUAACUCUCAUUUCGCGAACGUAACGCCCGUGUGCUCGGUAAACGAGCGAAGACUGCGUGAAAAAGGCGAGGAAUGGGAGUGAAAUUUUGGGGGAAAGAGUAGUACCGGAAGUCUCGAUCGACUUUCCGUGGCAUUGAACUGUCCGCGUUUCAAAGAGGAAACCAAGAGUGAUUUACAAUUUACAUGCUUCGAAUCUCCAGGCAGAGAUCAGAGAUAACGCAAAAAAAAAAAAAAAGAGGAAAAAGAACGAAAGAACGUGAUUUUAUUUUGCGCAUACAUAUCAGAACAAAAUAGAGGUGAAGGGGAACGUGUUACACUCCUUCCCCUUCUAUUGCAAUCUUGAUAUAUAUAUAUAUGUAUACAAAGAGAUAUAUAUGUAUACAUAAAGAUAUAUAUUGUAUUAUUUGCCGAUAGGAACGUUUAAAUUCAACGGGGUAGCCGGUAACGAUUUCUAUUCGGCUACCCGAAUGAAAUCCUCUUUUUUCCUUCCGAUCCACGCAUCCUUUUUGAAACUCUCGAACUACGAUUAUUCUGUAACUUUACCCUAUUUCAUGUCGUUGUAGUGUUAUACAAUAUACGAAACUAUUUUGCUAUGAAUUCUUUGUAAACAUCCAGUCCGCUGAUCGGCUUUACGACACAGGACGAAUUUCGCGAACCUUGAACGCUUGUUACUGAUGGUUCUUCGAAUACAAAUGUAGAUCGUUCACGAUUUUUAUUAGAAACAAAGAGAAUUUGAAAGAAUAAUGAAAGAAAGAUCGACAAUAAAAAAAAAAAAGAAAAAACGAUACUAAACAUAUCAAUUUCUACAUAUCUUUCUCCUUUAAUUUCGAAAAAAAAUCACGAAAAUUAUAAGACAUUAAGAAAAGAACGACAACGUCAGUAACGAGUCUCGAGGACCCACAUUGUAAAUUCACAUUUUCGACCGUACAGCUUAAAACUACGUUUCCUUUUUUUUUUUUUUUUUUUUUUUUUGCAAUAUUAUAUAAAGAUCUAUUAUUAUAAGUAAUUGAGUCUAGUCCAUACAUAAAGCGAAUUAAUGAUAUAUCAACUAUGCUUAAAUUGUAACAAUGUUUUCACUCGCGAAGCAAACCCUUGCAGACAAUCUUUGCUUGGUAAACGAAUUACCUCUCCACUGUACACAUGUAUCUAUACAUAAACCCGCGUCAACAAUCCCAAAAUCGUUCGUCAAUCUUCGAAUCGUUCGUCAGUCAUCGAUAAAAUAUUUUAAUUCAAUUUUCUCAAUAGCGUCAGCCUUCGUUAUUUUUUAUUACAAACUUAUAAAAAAAACGAAUAGAAAGCAUUGCCCGCACUUUUUUGAAGAAUCGCUGCAAGAAUCUUGCAAUGAACUUUUAAAAUUGAAUAAAAUUCUGACGAUUUGAGGAUUGACGCCUGGCCACCCCUUCUUACUCGAUCACAGCGGUGAGAAUAUUCUGACAGUUUAAGCAUACAUGUAUAUUUACUGUAUAUUUAAAGUAAGAUAACUUUUAACGAGCAUAGAUAAGAUUUAGUCGAUAUAGACGAUUCUCCCCAUAGUUAUUCAUAUAGAUCAAAAUACGUACCUUAUUUUAUAGUGACCGGUAUCUGCAGACAACAUGCAAUUCAAUCAUGGCCCUAUCGAGUCGGAUGAUACAACUAGAAAUUUUUUUAUCACCAGCGCCGCGUUUAGAUCGAAUAAAAAGAGCGUUCGAUCACGAUCGACAAAACAUAUAUCACCCCGAGUGCCUGUUUCGAUCGAGAGGACUAUCAGACCAUUGAGACCAAUCUUUGUUGAUUUCUUACGAUGUAAAAAAUAAAAAUAAGAAGAUGCACUAUUGCGCAUAUCGAAUAAAUGUAAAAUAAAUACGAACUUGGUAGUUGAUGGCCCCUUUUUCAAAAAAAUCUCUACGAGAUAAAAUGAAUAUUAUUCGACGAAGGCAAGAAUCUUUGUAAUAUCGUUACGUAUCAAUUUUUUAACAAGUCCAAUGCUCUAAAAUUUACGGACUAACUGGACUAAACGACAUUGCUCAAUGAAAGAAACAAAAUUUACACUUUGCAGAUACCUGUAUCUCACUACUUGUAAAUUUUACUCGAUUAUCUUUGGGCUUGAGCGAAAGAAAGAUAAGCAAAACGAUAAAAAAAAAAAAUAUAUAUAUAUAUAUGUGUGUGAAGCCCGCUUUUCCUUUUCUCGAAAGGAAGGGAAACACAUCUCCUCUCAAACGCCUCGUUUUCCGGCUAAGGUGUUGCAUCCUGUUCUGCAGAUGUUCUUUUAUAUAUCCGAAUGUAUCAAAGUGAACACGAUAAUCAUGCCAAACCAAACUUUGACUCUCCUCGAUCACUCCAUCCAAUUUAUCUCCGAUAAUAUUCUAUAGAACCUAAUUACUUAUUAACACUAAACUACUAAAUGCUAAGCUCUACGAAAUGAAAUUUUAAAACUGUAUCAAAUGUUUAUAUGAAAUAAAUUAUAAUAAUGCAA